This is a messenger RNA of Paralichthys olivaceus (Japanese flounder), 5144 nucleotides long. NCBI's taxonomy places the organism in Eukaryota, Metazoa, Chordata, Actinopteri, Pleuronectiformes, Paralichthyidae. The record is from RefSeq and is a predicted model, not a curated record.
AUGGCGGUGCCAUGGUCCACAAGAUCCACCAGCAUCUCCAUGCCUCAGCUCAACAUCAAAGAGAGGGACAGCAGUAUGGUGAAGGAGGAGAUCAAAGCGUUCCUGGGGAACAGGAGGAUCUCUCAGGCAGUCGUGGCACAAGUUACCGGCAUCAGCCAGAGCAGGAUCUCCCAUUGGCUGCUGCAGCAUGGUUCUGACCUAAGUGAGCAGAAGAAGAGGGCCUUCUACCGCUGGUACACGCUGGAGAAAACCACACCAGGUGCCACUCUCAACAUGCGGCCGGCUCCGUUGCCUCUGGAGGAAAUGGAGUGGAGGCAAACCCCGCCCCCCCUCACCACUGCCCCUGGCACCUUCCGGCUGCGCCGGGGAAGUCGCUUCACUUGGAGGAAAGAGUGCCUGGCUGUGAUGGAGAGCUACUUCAACGACAACCAGUACCCAGACGAGGCCAAACGGGAGGAGAUUGCAAACGCCUGCAACGCUGUGAUUCAGAAACCAGGGAAGAAGCUGUCCGAUCUGGAGCGGGUCACCUCGCUGAAAGUUUACAACUGGUUCGCCAACCGUCGCAAAGAGAUCAAGAGACGGGCCAACAUUGAAGCCACAAUCCUGGAGAGUCAUGGGAUAGAUGUCCAGAGUCCUGGAGGACACUCCAACAGUGAUGACAUCGAUGGGAAUGACUUCACAGAGCAGGCCUGUGAUCUUCCCUAUUUUGACAAGAGACCUCUCAGCCGACCGUUUGGCCUUUACCGACUGGAGCCCACCUCACCAACACAGGAUGACAGCGCAGCACACAGCGAGCACCAGGACCCCAUCUCUCUCGCUGUAGAGAUGGCCGCCGUCAACCACACCAUCCUGGCCCUGUCCAGAACCGGAGGGGUCCCCAACGACAUCAAGACGGAGUCCCUGGAGGACGAAUGAACUGCACGGGACCCGGGAUGGAGGGAGCAGCGGAGAGGAGAAAGGGAAGGAGGAGUAGAAAAGUUUGGAAACGAGGGAGGGCUUAAAAAAAAAUGACUGAAAUAAUUCUACUUAGUAAACCACCUGAAUCUGUCCCUCAGCCAGCCCCCCUGCCAACCGCUGCCUGUCGUUCAGCCUCCCUCCUCCCUAAGUCCAUGUAAACAGUAAUUACCCCCCACCCUCCCCAAUAUAUUGACUCAGCUUGCAGAGAUGAGUCACUCUAUGUCCUCUGAUCUCUGUGAAAAUGUUCCAUGGAAAGCAGAAAAGGUGGCGAUCCAGGCCUUUAACCUCCCCCCCCCAAAAACAGUGGCUCUCAUCUGGGAUUGUGUCUCCCGGGAACUCCCCCCUCUCCUCCCUCAAUAGACACUCUCAUCACAGGAUACCUCUUCUCUUUCCUCUCCCCUUCCUCACUCCCCCCGUCCCUCUCUUUCUCUCCAGCCUGGUUGUCUGAGCCGAUCCUCUGUCUAUCUCACCUCAACGUCAACCUCAGAAAAAUAACAUGUACUGUAUAUAUAAUAUAUAUAUAUAUGGUUCUUAUGGUUCUCAGUCACUCACCUCACGGUGUGGCACCUACCUACCUACCUACCCCUCAAAAUGUCACCUUCUUCGUUGUGCAAUUCAUGGAAAGAGCAGCCUCCAGCCAUCGUCUUGGGAAAGAUGGAUGGGGAGUGUUUCCUUCUCUCGCUCUCUUGCACCACGGCUGUCAGAAAGGAUCAUAUUGGCAGACUGAACUGUCCCGUCACUGUCCUCAUCCCCUAUAGUUAACAUUCCUCUGUGGAAUGGCUUUUUGUUUUCCUACUGUAGAGCUGCUCUUGGAUGAAAACCUACAACAAGACGUAGCCUUAAUUCCAUACAGACAGCCACACAUUUACUUUUCGCCGUAUUCAGCAGGUUUAUUUCCUGACAGGGAAGAAUAAUAAACUUUUUAGUACACAUGUUAAUGUGGAGGUUUAUAUCCAACAGCAGCAGUGGUUUUACUUCUUUUACUGCAUUUCCUUGUUUUUAGGCCAAAUGGUGACUGAAUAUACAGUCAUGUUGCCUUGGUAUUUAGCUUCCCAGUGAUACUGUUGUUCAAUACUCGAGAACUUGAGAAUCAAUUUAGGGUGAUUGUGAUAAUCAAGCAAACUUAAGCUAAUCUAAUAAGGGGAAUUGUGCUUUGUUUUCAAUGUCAUCCAUGCCAAAGGAAAAGAUGCUUGGAGCAAAAAAGCUAAGAGGCAAAGCUGGGACUGAUCUAAAAAUGGUGUUCAUGUCGAUCCAAAGCGAUUUCUACUAACUCCUUUGGUGUACGUCGUAGUUUUCUCAUGUUCAGUGAAGCCUCGUGUGCGGGCUUGAAACUACAGCAGGCCUGUGUCAGUAAAGAUGGGUAUUAGCAGCCAGACAUAAUGAUAAAAUACCCCUAAGCUAUUUACUACUUGUUCUGUGACGCUGCCUCUUUAUAAUCGCCUAAAGAAAUGUGCUUUGAGAAGAUUUUUUAUUCCUAUCGGUGGUAUCAAAUUAGACUAAAUUCACACUGGAAAUGGUUCAGAGUUCAUCAGGACUUGUUAUGCCUUUUUUGUUUUCUUUGUUUUACAUCUGUAAAGCCUCAAUGGUUGAUGCACCACUUGGAAGGGAAUCAGAAUCAAAGACACUCUUAAGUGACGAUAUGGGAAAUAAUUAUCCACCAUGUAUUUUUAGUAUUUUUGUUCCAAAACCAUCUUUGACUGAAGGUCAUUGUAAAGUCAUGUGCAGAGAUGAAAUGUUCCUUUAGAGUAUUAAGACCCGUGUUUGUCAAGUAAUAGCACUUUGUCAGUCUGAGACUGAUAUUUCAGAUUUUACAGGAAGAUUAAAUAUUGGUUUGAAUAUUUUGGGAAAAUGUGAUCAACAAUCAUGUCCGUGUGCUAGAUAUGAAACUAGAGCAGUAGCCAAUAGCUUAGCACAAAGACUGGGAAAUGGCUAUUCUGUUUCAUUUAAGGUAAACCUGUGUGUAUAUCUUAAAACCACUUAUUAGCAUUCGGUAGUUAGUUUUGUCAGAGUCGUGCAAAAAAGACGUGGUUUGAUUUAAUCUGGAUAUAUACAGCGACUUCCUGUUCGCUAUUUAAGACUUUUUAAACAACAUGUCAUAAUUGGUGAACAUUUUAAGGUGCUAGUGCCUCAAAAUUUCACUUUUGGACAGAGGCAGAAAGAAAAAAUGUUUUCUUUUGCUUCCAGUCUUUAUGAUUAAUUUAUCUGCACGUUUCAUUUCACCUGCCCAAUAAAAACAGUGAAUUACUUUGAAACAUACCAGAUUUAAGUAGCAGUAUAUUUAAGUAAUACGCUGGAGGUAGAUGGACUUAUUUUUGCCCUGAGCUGAGCCUCCCACCCCCCUCUGCUUCCAAUCUUUAUAAAGCUAACAGACUCCUAGCUUUAGUUUCACAUUAAGCGUAGCGACAUGAGAGCGUUGUUGAUUUGGCAAAAAAAAAAAAAAAAAAAGUAGAGAAGCACAUUUCCCUGAAUGUCGAGCUUUGUCUUUAAAGGAACCGCUGCCUUAGUGAUGGUUUUGGAGAAGAGGGAAAAUAUUUUACAAAGCAGGAUUUAAACGAAGCAGUCAACCAGGAAGUGUGGGACAGAAAGUGACGCAUCAAAUAAUCUCGUGUGAGGAUCCUGUGAGUAGAGUAUCUUCCAGCUCUGUGCUAUAGCUAGUGAACUAUUUAAUUCUACUUCUUCCAGAUGUACGGAGCUGCGAUACAGUGACUGGGACCUUUGUUUCAAAAAGAAAGGGUUGAAAGAUUCAAAACAAUAUGUAUUUAUACUCAGUUUUUAUGGUAAUGUACAAAAAAAAGAAUGACAUAUGUUUUUGAAAACAUGCUUUUAUUGUUAAUCUUGCUUUUUAAUUUCUCCUGACUUCUUGUUCUAUUAUCAUUUUAAAGCGUUUAUUUUGUGUCACCCUUUGUUUGGCUGAACAACAGUCUCCCCCGUUUGUGUCCGAGCUAGUAAGCUGUUUUGUGAAAGAUUUAAAGAAAAAAACGAUGCACCUUAUGAAAAUUGAGACUAAGCUUGACAUUUAACCUUCCUUCCCGCAAGCCUUCCUCUGAAAAGACAAAACGUCUAGUGUAAGAUAAAGGAGCUGGUGUGAAUAAUCAGUUCAGCACAGUUGCUUCUGACAUCAUGGGAAAUAAAAGCCCCAGAAUGUGCCAUUUUGUAAAAUGUCACACCAAACUUCAUAGAGAAAUGUAGCAUUUUAACAUUGACUUUAUACAUUGAAAAUCAUAUAUGCCACAAAUAUAUCGUUGAAUUUCUGAUGACAACUACAAUUCUAUCUUUUAUCACUAGAUAGUGGUUCCAUGUAUGAAAAUACAAGGUUCCAUUGUGUUCCAUUACCCUAAUAUUGAAGUUAAUGGAAACAGUUUGGUUAAAUGUCUGAAACUAAAGAAACUCGAGUAGUUUUUGCCACUGACACCAAAAAACUAAAUUGUAAGCAGGAGGUGAUCUAUUCCUUUAUUAGCUGAUUCACACUCCUCACUUGCCAAGCACUGAGUGUGUUUUCUACUUGAAGGGUUUGGUGUGACAAUAAUAAAGAAUAUUGUGUGUUAGAAAUAGUGAAAUUAAUCUUGUGUGGAAGGAAAACAAAUCAGAAGAGUGCAUUUAGAGAUUAUUCUCUCGGUAUAAAAAGCUUCAAUUAAUUGCCUUCAUGUUUGAGAGAUACCAUGAUGGCCCGUUUAGCAAAUACAAGUUUUAAUCCUGCAGUAUUUUAUGAGUGUUCGAGCUUGACAGAAAUGUUCGUGGGAUGGAAGAAAGAACCCUAAGGUGCUCAGGAAGUGAAGAUUCUGUGCUUUUCCAGGAGAAAACAGGGGGAAAAAAACAGACUGAAACCUUAAAACAGGCUCUCCUCCACCGGUGGUGCUUACUCUGAAGGGGCGUCCUCUUGUGGUGUGUCAGGGUCAACACGUCUACAUGUCCGUCUGUCCCCGGUGAAACACCAUCCACUUCAUCCCGAUAUAGCUCUGAGAAAGAGGACUGAAUGCUGUUGUAUCAAUCUUCAAUCUAGUUAUGUUCAAAAUUACUGUAUUGCCCAUUUCAGAAUUUAGUGCCUUUUUUGGACAGUAGACUGUUCUGUAAUUAAGAUGUAGUAUAUAUACAUUUUUUUGUACAGUUUCUUUGUUCAUUUUUUUAACUUGUGUUUAUUUUAGUAUGAUAUAUAUAAUGUACAAGAGAAUAAAGCUAUAUCAACGAGA